AUGUCCUUGGCUGCCAUAACCACUCCCUUCUCAGAGCUGCCCGGCGCGGCAGACAUAGCUCCCUCUUCUCAUGCUGCUGAUCUUGCUUCUACUUCCGCUUUUGCUGAUGCCUCUAUGCUUGCUGUACCGUCUAUGCCAGGGCCCCCCGAAGUAGGGGUUACGAUUCGCGGAGAAAGCCUGACCGAGGCGACUCGGACCAUCCCCUCGAAUGUCAAUCCAUUAUCUUCUAUGAUGUGUCCUAGUUUUCCAGUACCAUCAGAUCCCACUCCUCCCUCGUCGAAUAGUGAUUCUUCUGCUAUGCUACCCCCGCCACUUCCCUUGACCCUUCCUCAAGCCCUGGAUCGUCCUCUCUCACCUGCAGCGUCCUCUAACACUCAGAGUGUUGCCCCGGAUCGACUGAUGGCGUCCUUACGGGAACUACCGGAAUUAUACAGCCUCUCAUCUGCAGACCUGCAUGCGUUAGUUGGGCAGGUCAUCAGGGAAGAGGGUUUCUUGCAGCUGCUCGAAAGUUUAGACCGUAUGUGGAGAGAGAAAGGGUUUCUGAGCCAAUUGUAG
This is a messenger RNA of Gloeophyllum trabeum ATCC 11539, 555 nucleotides long. RefSeq lists its product as uncharacterized. The transcript has 2 exons. The record is from RefSeq and is a predicted model, not a curated record. The coding region runs from base 1 to 555 and encodes 184 amino acids. NCBI's taxonomy places the organism in Eukaryota, Fungi, Basidiomycota, Agaricomycetes, Gloeophyllales, Gloeophyllaceae.